Scutellospora calospora is the source of this 186-nucleotide messenger RNA. The record is from the annotation of a GenBank genome assembly. Lineage: Eukaryota; Fungi; Glomeromycota; Glomeromycetes; Diversisporales; Gigasporaceae.
AUGGACUCAGCGAUCACCUAUGUGUUACAGCAAUGGACUCAGCGAUCACCUAGUGUGUUACAGCAAUGGACUCAGCGAUCACCUAGUGUGUUACAGCAAUGGACUCAGCGAUCACCUAGUGUGUUACAGCAAUGGACUCAGCGAUCACCUAGUGUGUUACAGCAAUGGACUCAGCGAUCACCUAGU